This is a messenger RNA of Eimeria necatrix, 603 nucleotides long. RefSeq lists its product as hypothetical. The record is from RefSeq and is a predicted model, not a curated record. The transcript has a single exon. The annotation marks the transcript as partial. NCBI's taxonomy places the organism in Eukaryota, Apicomplexa, Conoidasida, Eucoccidiorida, Eimeriidae.
CAGCAGCAGCAGCAGCAGCAGCAGCUGCAGUGGCAGGUCUACCGACCCGUGCAGCAGCAGCUAAGCCACCAGCAGGGUGCCCCUGGGGAGCACACAGAGAGGCCCCUGCAGCAGCAGCAGCAGCAGCAGCAGCGGCAACAGCAGCCGCAGCAGCAGCUGCAGCAGCAGCGGCGGCAGAAGCAGCAGCCGCCGCUCGCGCACCAGCAGCGGCAACGGCAGCCGCAGCAGCGGCUGGAGCCGCCUCCACAGCAGCAGCAGCAGCAGCAGCGCCACAAGCAGCAGCAGCAGCAGCAGCAGCAGCAGCAGCAGCAGCAGCAGCAGGUAGUAAGCGCGUGCCCGCGCAGCCCUUGCUGGGCCCCACACUUCGUUGCUGCUGCCGAGGCAGCAAAGCUGCGGAAAGGAGACAGCGGGGAGGCGGCCAGUGCCGGCGCUGCUGCUGCAGCGUGUGCUGCUGCUGCAGCAAAGGCCCCGCCGCACCCCAGCAGCAGCAGCAGCAGCAGCAGCAGCAGCAGCAGCAGGGAGGGGAACCCCUUCGCUGACUGCGCUUUUAUGCGGAUCCCCGAUCCCUCAGCAAUCCCCUUGCCUUUGUCUCUUUUGUCUUGA